AUGGAGGAGAAGAAGACCAGGAUACUGAUAGUGGGAGCGAGCGGACGUCUAGGGUUCGAAUUAGCCAAAGCCAGCCUCGAAGCCGCCCAUCCCACCUUCGCCCUUGUCCGAGACUCCGCCUUCUCCGAUCCUCACAAAUCCAGCAAGCUCCAAGUCCUAUCCACUUCCGGCGCCGUUCUCCUCAAGGGAUCGCUAGAAGAUCAAAUUUCGCUCGUCGAAGCUGUCCGGCAAGUCGACGUCGUCAUUUGCGCCGUUGCGUCUAGGCAGGUGCUCGACCAGAAGCCUCUCAUUGCUGCUAUAAAGGAAGCCGGCGGUGUCAAGAGAUUCAUUCCAUCUGAAUUUGGAACAGAUCCAGAUAAAACUAGAAUAUCUGGCUUGGACUACAAUUUCUAUGCAAGGAAAGCGGAAAUUCGGCGCAUUGUAGAAGCUGAAGGCAUUCCCUACACCUGCAUAUGCUGUAACUUCUUCGCGAGCUACUUACUUCCAUCACUAGUUCAACCAGGCUUAAAGACUCCUCCUAGAGACAAAGUGAUGAUAUUUGGAGAUGGAAAUGUUAAAGGUGUUUUCAUGAAGGAAAGCGAUGUUGCUGCCUUUACCAUCAAUGCGGCUGAUGAUCCACGAACACUGAAUAAAGUUGUCCACCUGAGGCCCCAGGGAAAUGUUUAUUCCAUGAAUGAGCUGGUCGAUGUUUGGCAGAAUAAGAUUGGGAAGAAGCUUGAGAAGAUCUUUGUCUCAGAAGAGGAACUUCUCAAGAAAAUUAAAGAGACUCCCUAUCCAGAAAACUUGGACAUGGUUUUCAUAUAUUGUGCUUUUGUGAAAGGAGACCAAACAUACUUUGAUACGGAGUCACCUGGUGGCGUGGAUGGGACAAGGCUGUAUCCAAACCAGAAAUACGUUACCAUAAGCGAGUUUUUGGACACCCUAUUGUAAGAUCUUACUCUCACUUCUUCUUGAACUAAUUAUAGACUGUUUGUCUUCAUUUUCUUUUAUUUGCCUUUUUCCCAUUCAUGGAUUCGAACACAACUGCAAUCCCUCUUCUAGUUUAUGCUUUAUCCCUCACUGCACGAAAAGCACACAAACCUGGACCUUCGAUGAAAUAUAUAAUUAUAUAUAGUGUGUUCGCGCUUUACACUGUACUUCGGCCCAAAAAUGUUUGAAUCACAUUAGAUAUUAGUGUUGAAA
Diospyros lotus (date-plum) is the source of this 1182-nucleotide messenger RNA. RefSeq names its product probable pinoresinol-lariciresinol reductase 3. Gene Ontology annotation, molecular function: oxidoreductase activity. Bases 1 to 930 code for a protein of 309 amino acids. The record is from RefSeq and is a predicted model, not a curated record. The transcript is spliced from 5 exons. Lineage: Eukaryota; Viridiplantae; Streptophyta; Magnoliopsida; Ericales; Ebenaceae.